CUGAAUCAAACCCAUAUAAUAUACACGAAUUCUUGAAACAUUAAGCAAAGAAAAAGGUUGAGGGGGGAAAUCACAAGAAUGAUGAUCGGAAAAUUGUGUAGAUCUGUGGGAACCGUCGGAAAGUGUGAUGGUCGGCAUUAUGGCGUGAGGACGAUGGUUGGAAAAGCCUCGAACCGAGCUGGUGUUCAUGGUUCGAAACUUCCCAACGCUAAAGCACUUGACAAUGAGGAAGAGAUCAGGGAGAGGAUUAGUAAAGGGAGUGAAGACAAAGAACACAAAAGAAGAGAGGUUGAGAAAAAAGUUGAAGGCUCUCGGAGAGGAUCUAACGGCGAAGAUGCAUCUUCCGACCGGUUUGAAUUUUCGCCUUCUCUCGCUCCUGAGCAAGAAUCUCCAAUGGCUUCUUUAGAUGUUGUCACUACACAAGCUUAUCUUACUCCAUUGAGGUCUCAAACUAUCAACCAUGCUAAAUUCUUACAAAUCCCAUGGAGACAAUUUGUCUUCAAAAAGCCUUUAGGUCUCUGUAAAUCCACCAAACUCGACGAAGCCGUGACCUUGAUAGAGAAGUCAUCAACCUCACCGUCCAAUCUCUCUACUCCCGAAGCUUACACAGACCUACUUCAUGCUUGCAUCUCCGCUAAAUCGCUUCACCAUGGUAUAAAAAUCUGUUCUUUGGUUCUCAACAAUCCUAGUCUCCGUCACGAUCCCAAAUUGCUUAGCAAGCUCAUUACCCUUUUCUCGGUUUGUCGCCGAUUGGAUCUCGCUCGGAAAAUCUUCGACGAUGUCACUGAUUCGAGUCUACUUACUGAGAAAGUCUGGGCAGCGAUGGCGAUUGGGUAUUCUAGAAACGGGUCACCAAGAGAUGCUUUGAUCGUGUAUGUAGAUAUGUUGUGUAGUUUCAUUGAGCCUGGGAAUUUUUCGAUAUCUGUAGCGUUGAAAGCGUGCGUGGAUUUGAAAGAUCUUCGGGUUGGUAGAGGAAUCCAUGGCCAGAUUGUGAAACGUAAGGAGAAGGUUGAUCAAGUGGUGUAUAAUGUGCUCUUGAAGCUUUACAUGGAACGUGGCUCAUUUGAUGAUGCACGUAAGGUGUUCGAUGGAAUGUCUGAGAGAAAUAUUGUUACUUGGAAUUCUUUAAUUUCGAUACUCAGCAAGAAAGUUCGGGUUCAUGAGAUGUUUAAUUUGUUCAGAAAGAUGCAGGAAGAGAUGAUUGGGUUUAGUUGGGCGACUUUGACGACAAUAUUACCCGCUUGUUCACGUGUCGCUGCUCUUAUCACUGGGAAAGAGAUUCAUGCGCAGAUUCUGAAAUCGAAAGAGAAACCUGAUGUUCCGUUGCUUAAUUCAUUGAUGGAUAUGUAUGGGAAAUGUGGAGAUGUUGAGUAUUCUCGGAGAGUCUUUGAUGGGAUGUUAACUAAGGAUUUGACUACAUGGAACACGAUUCUAAACUGUUACGCAAUCAACGGAAAUAUCGAAGAAGUGAUAAAUCUGUUUGAAUGGAUGAUAGAGUCAGGCGUCGCACCAGAUGGGAUUACCUUUGUUGCUUUGUUAUCCGGGUGUAGCGAUACAGGGCUAACGGAAUACGGUAUAAGUUUGUUUGAACGCAUGAAAACUGAAUUCAGAGUUUCACCGGCCUUGGAACAUUAUGCUUGUUUGGUUGACAUCUUGGGCCGAGCUGGUAAGAUCGAAGAAGCAGUCAAGGUAAUAGAAACAAUGCCAUUUAAGCCAAGUGCAUCCAUUUGGGGAUCACUGCUCAACUCUUGCAGGCUCCAUGGGAAUGUUUCAGUGGGGGAGAUUGCAGCAAAAGAGUUGUUUGUUCUUGAACCUCAUAAUCCAGGGAACUAUGUUAUGGCUUCGAACAUAUAUGCUGAAGCAAAGAUGUGGGACAAUGUCGAUAAGAUUCGAGAGAUGAUGAAACAAAGAGGGAUCAAAAAGGAAGCUGGUUGCAGUUGGGUACAGGUUAAAGACAAGAUUCAAAUCUUUGUCGCAGGAGGUGGUUACGAGUUUCGUAAUUCGGAUGAGUAUAAGAAAGUAUGGACAGAACUACAGGAAGCAAUUGAAAAAUCCGGUUAUUCUCCUGAUACGAGCGUGGUGCUUCAUGAUGUUGAUGAAGAAACUAAGGCAAAUUGGGUUUGUGGACACAGCGAAAGACUCGCGGCAACCUACUCCCUAAUUCACACAGGUGAAGGGGUUCCAGUUAGGGUUACCAAGAAUCUCAGAGUAUGUGCAGACUGCCAUUCAUGGAUGAAGAUUGUAUCGCAAGUAACUGGGAGAGUUAUAGUCCUCAGAGACACCAAACGAUUCCACCAUUUCGUUGCCGGCAUUUGCUCAUGUAAAGACUACUGGUGACUGGUGAGGUAUUAUUCUAUGUGCAACAAGUGAGUAGUAGAAGACAAAGCCAGACUUUUGGGGAACUGUAAUCACUGAUUUCACGCUGAUUGCGUCGACAAGUGGCUUUGAAGCAAGCAAGGUUGGUUCGGUGCAGCCAGGAAGGAGACCAGAACUUGGCGGGGACGAGGGUUUUACUUUUACUACAGACGUGGCCGUUACUCAAGACGCUGUUGUGGAUUGUGGUAGAUAUUCUGGCAAACCUUGAAAUUGGAUCACCUAGGCCCAUUAUGGUAGCUAAUUAACUAGCCCAAUGAGCCCUAGUUCAUCAAUAUGCAAGUGAUUGAUUUUGUCAACAAAUCAAACUAAAGAUAGUAUUAAGAAAAAAAUGAUGAAAAACAAAAUAAUCAAGACAGAAGAUUUGGAUCGAGAAAAGUUCGUCAGCUUUACAAUCUUUUAAUCACUGACAAAAUCAGCACGUGAUCAGAAAUUCGAAUCUACAAUCAUGUAAACGGAAAUUAUUGUUAUUCCCAAUUGUAAUUGAGAUGGCUUUUGUUACGUUAAUAGUUAUUACGCAAAAAAAAAAAAAAAAAAA
Messenger RNA from Arabidopsis lyrata subsp. lyrata, 2911 nucleotides. RefSeq names its product pentatricopeptide repeat-containing protein At3g14330. The record is from RefSeq and is a predicted model, not a curated record. Gene Ontology annotation, biological process: RNA modification. Gene Ontology annotation, molecular function: zinc ion binding; protein binding; RNA binding. Lineage: Eukaryota; Viridiplantae; Streptophyta; Magnoliopsida; Brassicales; Brassicaceae.